AUGUCAAAAGAUUUAAAAGCCUUGUUGGUAUCAUUCAAAGAUGCCACACAAUACUGGGUCGCCAACUUGACGAGCGAUCAAAUUUCGCAAAUCAAAGCGGCGAAAGUGGAAAACCCGUUGGAUGAGCUACUGAAAUUAGUCAAGUUGAUUAAAGCUCAUGUAACAAAGGUGGGAAUAAUAUUCAAGCCGGAAACAUUAGCCAAACAAGAACCCACAGCUUACAAUACAUUGGAGAAACUAUCAGAAUCACUUAUUUUGUUGGUGUCGGUUAUAUCUCAACUCCAAGCUAAGCAAGUUUCGAAAUUGUUCUACAAUGAGAUUAUUUAUCAAAUUACACAACUAAUAGAAUCAAAUCACGAAUUGGCCAAUGAACUUAUAUAUAUAUAUGAUGAGAAAGAAGACUCAGAGAGAUUGGUAUCAAUAGGGAAGAUUUGGUCAAACUGUGAUUCACUUGCGAGCUUGAUCAGUAAUGGAGCAUUCAGUUUACUCACAUUGAAAAUAAAACAAAGUAUCGGAUUGAUUGAUGAUGGGUUUGAUGAGUUUGUUGAGUGGGUAGAGAAUCCGGUAGAUAUGGAUGAUGAUCCAUUUGGAUUUAGCGAUGAUGAUGAAGAAGAUGGUGACGGGGACAACUUUGAUGAGGGGGAAGAGAACGAGAAUGAGAAUGAGGAAGAUUCGGCAGAGUUGAAAUCCUUUGCUAAAAAGUGGAUAAAGAAAAUUGAGUUGGUCAAACUACUUCUCGCGUCAUUUAAAAAGUCAUUACCUAAAACUACCACUGGUUCUCAAAUAGAUGAAAUUGAUACAUUACAAAGAAAUAUCAGCAAUCUGAUUGACAAGUUAAUUGUUGACUUAAUGCUAAACAGACAAAUCACCAAAGAAACAGAAUCGAUUUCCAACGACAUAUCUACCAGUUCCAUUAAAUUGGCCAAACUAGCCGAAUCUAUACACACUGAUAAAAAAGCCACUUGGUAUUCCACUUGGAUAACUAAGUAUGAUUAG
Molecule: messenger RNA, 996 nt
Organism: Lodderomyces margitis
Lineage: Eukaryota; Fungi; Ascomycota; Pichiomycetes; Serinales; Debaryomycetaceae
Exons: 1
Coding region: 1-996 (331 amino acids)
Biological process (GO): regulation of cell cycle
Cellular component (GO): nucleus
Source: RefSeq, a predicted model, not a curated record